Molecule: messenger RNA, 489 nt
Organism: Coffea arabica (coffee)
Lineage: Eukaryota; Viridiplantae; Streptophyta; Magnoliopsida; Gentianales; Rubiaceae
Source: RefSeq, a predicted model, not a curated record
AUGGGUAGUGUUGGAGAUGGAGGGCGGCGGCCUUCGGAGGGAGCAAGAGACUUGAGAUUGUUCCAAGACCAUCAUCCUCGGCAUCAUCAUCAUCUGUAUUCGGCCGGCGGCAGUUUCAUGGAUGUAACGACGUCUGCUGCUGCUGGGAACAAUAUCAAUACCGGUGGCCGGGGCCGGGGUACAAAUGCUUUCCCUGUGAAAAAGAUGAUGAACGGAACGACGACGGAAGGCAAGAAAACAGAAUACAGGCGGUCAUUGUCCCAGCAGGGGAAAAAGGUGUUCUCCGGCAGCUCCGGUUAUCUGAGCUUCCAGGGGCUGUUUCUGUUGGUUUGCCUGACGGCGUCAUUGCUGCUGCUGCCUCUCGUCCUUCCACCGCUGCCGCCUCCGCCAUUUCUCCUGCUUCUGCUUCCAAUCUGCAUUAUGGGACUGCUCAUGGUCUUGGCUUUUAUGCCUUCUUACGCUCGGGAUGCCUCCUACACGUAUCUGUAA